Musa acuminata AAA Group (dessert banana) is the source of this 2552-nucleotide messenger RNA. RefSeq lists its product as uncharacterized. Lineage: Eukaryota; Viridiplantae; Streptophyta; Magnoliopsida; Zingiberales; Musaceae. Gene Ontology annotation, biological process: protein phosphorylation. Gene Ontology annotation, molecular function: protein serine/threonine kinase activity; ATP binding. Gene Ontology annotation, cellular component: cytoplasm. The record is from RefSeq and is a predicted model, not a curated record. The transcript has 9 exons. The coding region runs from base 372 to 2384 and encodes 670 amino acids.
CACGCGUCUCGAGCGCAGGCCGCAGCUCCUCUCCGCGACGGAGCUACGAGUGAUUACAAAGGCCAAAUCCCCAACCCUUCUUCUUCCCCUUCCCACAAUCUCGUCUCCGCUCUUCCAAGCCAAGAAUCUGGAUCCAGAUCUCGUGGGAGACUGCCUGCCUACGAUCUCGCUUUGAUCGAAGUCUUAGACCGUGGCGUCUUUCGUGUUCAUCUCCUCGGGAGCCUCCGGAUCGCUCUGGAAAUUUGUCCUCCGACGGGUACUGCUACUAACUAUUCCAUGUUACUAGUCUAAAAUCCUGGAUUGUUGUGUCGAAAGGCUUUGGUGCAGAUUAGUUGAAGUUACGAGUGCUAUUUGGAUUGCUUGUUGCAAUCAUGUGGAUGUUUAAGCCAUUUGCUGGCAAGGAACCUGCCAGCCUUGAAGGCCGAACGAUCGAUGUUGGUAAUGUAAAGGUUCAUGUUCGAAAUGCCAUCGCGGAAGGGGGAUUUUCCUGCAUCUAUGUUGCCACUGAUGUUGUGCAACCAUCCAAACAAUAUGCCCUGAAGCACGUGAUCUGCAAUGAUGAUGAUUUGUUGGAUCUCAUCAUGAAGGAGAUCUCUGUGAUGAAGCUGCUCAGAGGACACCCAAAUGUUGUUGCUCUUGUGGCACACACCAUAUUGGACAUGGGCAGGAGGAAGGAAGCAUUGCUUGUAAUGGAGUUCUGUGAGAAGUCUCUGGCUACUUUGCUGGAAAACAGAGGGUCUGGAUACUUUGAGGAGAAACAGGUCCUCUUGAUUUUUAGAGAUGUUUGCAAUGCAGUGCAUUUCAUGCAUUCCCAAUCACCACCCAUAGCCCACAGGGAUUUAAAAGCUGAAAAUGUUCUUCUAGGACCUGAUGGAGCUUGGAAGUUAUGUGACUUUGGCAGCACCUCAACCAAUCACAAAUGCUUUGACAAGCCUGAAGAGAUGGGGAUUGAAGAAGACAAUAUCAGAAAGUACACAACUCCUGCAUAUAGGGCCCCUGAGAUGUGGGAUCUGUUUAGAAGGGAAGUUAUAUGCGAGAAAGUGGACAUCUGGGCUCUUGGAUGCCUUCUAUACCGAAUCUGCUUCCUUAAAUCUGCAUUUGAUGGUGAAUCAAAGCUUCAAGUCUUGAAUGGGAACUAUCGCAUACCUGACGUACCAAAGUACAGUUCUGCAUUGACCGAUCUGAUCAAGGAUAUGCUCAAGGCUUCUCCAAACACCAGGCCAGGCAUCACGCAGGUCUGGUUUCGUGUUAAUGAACUACUUCCUUUGGAGUUGAAAAAGCACUUACCUGAUGGCUCUAGUGGAGCUGUUGAAAUGCAUCCACCUCCUUCAGGUUCUCAAGAUCAAGGUGUUCCAAGAAAGACCACUUUGAUGCCUCGAAGGGGCCUUGCUUCGGUACCAUCAUCACGGGAAUCCGACAAGGAGAUGCGUCAGACCAAACCCUUUCAAGAUGCUCCAAAGACAGGUCGUGGGGCGCUUGGUGCAUUCUGGUCCACUGAACAUGCAAAGGAUUCUGCAGUUGUUGAUAACAAAGAUCCCCACUUCGAUGAACCGAUCAAACAAUCAGCAUCGACUCAGAAUCGCAAUACAAGUGUUUGCAAAGUUAGCCCUCCAAGGGAAAGACAUGUUUAUCUUCGGAAUCAAGUCAGGAUUGAACAAGCGGACCCUGUGAAGAGGCCAGAUGAACGCACUGGUGAGGACUUUGAGAUCAAAUUUUUCCGAGAGAUGAAACAAAGUUCCAACCCAGAGAAGAAACCAGCUUUUGAGAAUGAGACAUUUAAUACUUUUGUGGCUGAUUUCGGUACUGGCAAGUUGAACUCCAAGAACAUUACCGGUGAUAAUAUACCACAUAAAAGAGAGCUAGAAGCAGAAGUUGACCAGCUAAAAGGGCAGCUGAAGCAGGCCAACUUGGAGAAAACUGAAAUUACAUCCAGAUAUGAAAAGCUCUCCGCAGUUUGCCGUUCCCAACGACAAGAGAUACAGGAAUUGAAGCAUGCUCUUGCAGCAGCAAGUCCAUCACCACCGGGCAAAGACAGCACAAAGAACCAUGAGCAUCCUGGGAGCCUGCAGUCCAUAACUCCGCCGAGGAUGAAGAUUGAAGGAACUGUGUGGGAACUCCAGCAAGGAAUGAUGCACCCUUCUCCAUCACCUAGACCCGAGACAAAGACGUGGAAUGCUUUCGGGGCAACCAAUGGCCAUCAAAAUGUUAUGUCGGCCGUGAAUCCCUCAACAGAUCUGUGGGGCUUCAAUUUGGGGAGUUUUACAGCUUCGUCUGGUUCGCAGAUAUCUGGGAACUCUGCUCAAGGAAAUGCUUCCAUGAGGACUAACAGUGGGGCAACAAAGAAGGCAGAUGCAAACCAGCCCGCCGGAUGGGCCGGUUUCUAAAUGCAUUACCAUACCUUCAUGAUAUAAUGCAUAGUGUGUCGAAAUGUUAUUUAUCAUGGUUCUUGUCACAGCAAGGGGACUUGGGAAGCUCAUGUUUUCUGCCGUUGAGCAGAAUCAGCUCGAUCUGUAGUUGGGGACUGCGAGAAUUAAGUAAGAGGUUUUUAUUCA